CGUGAUAGUACGUACCUACAAUAACAAUACAAAUAUCAUAUUACAUAGAUUCCAUAAGUGGGGUUUUGUAAUCAGAUUUGUGUUUCAGUUAUAUGUUAAUAUUAAUGAUUAAGACAUAAUUAAUUAGUACAACCCAUUAAGUGGCUGAUUAUUUUGGUUACCACCAUGGUUAGCACGGAGGCAACGAUCUUUGUUUCCUUGACAGCCGUGUUGACCGUGGUGUCAGCUUAUAAGAAUCCACACUAUGAAAACGGGCGGUCAGUCAACGUGCAUCUCUUCGAGUGGAAAUGGGAUGACAUCGCGGAUGAGUGCGAGCGCUUCCUGGGCCCUAGGGGAUAUGGCGGUAUACAGAUUUCACCACCGAAUGAAAACGUAGUACUAUGGACGUAUAACCGUCCGUGGUGGGAACGCUACCAACCCAUGUCGUAUAAGCUGGUGACACGAUCAGGAAAUGAACACCAGUUCGCUGACAUGUUGCGACGGUGUAACGCUGCUGGAGUUAGGAUAUACGUGGAUGCGGUAAUAAACCAUAUGACUGGCGAGCCUCCUGAGAAUGUGGGUACCGCAGGCAGCACAGCAGUGUUCGGAGAGUGGUACUAUCCAGGGGUUCCAUACACACGGGAUCACUUCAACUGGCCGCAUUGCGUCAUCGAUGGUAUGGACUACGUGAAUAACGCAUUUAGGGUACGAAAUUGUGAACUCGUCGGAUUGAAGGAUUUGAAUCAAACUGACGAGCACGUCCGGAAUAUGAUAGUAGACUUCAUGAAUAAAUUGAUAGACUUGGGUGUUGCUGGUUUCAGAAUCGACGCAGCUAAACAUAUGUGGCCAGAAGACCUCAGGAUUAUUUACAAUCGGCUUCAUAACUUGAACACUGAUCACGGAUUCCCAGAAAACGCUCGACCGUACAUCUACCAAGAAGUUAUUGACUACGGUGGUGAAGCCGUAAGCCGAGAUGAAUAUACUCCUAUAGGUGCUGUUACGGAGUUCAAAGUUGGCAUGGAACUUAGUAAUGCAUUUAGGGGAAAUAAUCAACUUAAGUGGUUGGAGUCUUGGGGUCCACAAUGGGGUCUCUUGGCCCAUGAAGACGCUUUAAUUUUUAUUGACAAUCAUGAUAAUGAAAGAGGUCAUGGCGGUGGUGGUGGAAUUCUUACAUACAAAGAACCAAGACCUUACAAAGCGGCGAUUGCUUUCUUAUUGGCUCAUCCGUAUGGAGAGCCACAGAUUAUGAGUAGUUUUGGGUUUGUCGACUCCGAGGUUGGCCCACCGAUGGACGCACAAGGAAAUAUCAUCUCGCCCUCCAUUAAUUCAGAUGGUUCUUGUGGCAACGGAUGGAUAUGCCAGCACCGCUGGAGGCAAAUUUACGCCAUGGUAGCGUUCAGGAAUGUGGCUUCUGGCACGGGCCUUAAUAACUGGUGGGAUAACGGAAGCAACCAAAUAGCUUUCUGUCGCGGUAGCAAUGCGUUCAUCGCCAUUAACAAUGAUUACUGGGAUCUGAAUCAAAACUUACAAACUUGUCUCCCAGCUGGUACAUAUUGUGAUGUGAUAUCAGGAGACAAGGUGAACAACACGUGUCAGGGUAAAUCGGUGACGGUAGGCAGUGAUGGCCGAGCGAACAUCUUUGUAGGUGCCACCGAAUACGAUAUUGUACUGGCCAUACACGUUGGCCCAGAGAGUCUCCUAUAAAGAUUUUACAACAUUGUGAUGGCAUCAUCAUGGGUUUGUAAUAUAUUAGAUUUUUAAGUACUGAUUUGUAAACAAAAAUAUAAUAUUAAGCAAUAAA
Galleria mellonella (greater wax moth) is the source of this 1780-nucleotide messenger RNA. Its product is annotated as alpha-amylase 2-like. NCBI's taxonomy places the organism in Eukaryota, Metazoa, Arthropoda, Insecta, Lepidoptera, Pyralidae. Gene Ontology annotation, biological process: carbohydrate metabolic process. Gene Ontology annotation, molecular function: alpha-amylase activity; cation binding. The transcript is spliced from 9 exons. Bases 166 to 1683 code for a protein of 505 amino acids. The record is from RefSeq and is a predicted model, not a curated record.